AGGCGUGAAUAAGCUCUCACAAAAACUGGCACACACCGUUUCUGGCUCAGAGUCACAACGGUAAGGAGCUUUUGUUGCCUACCUACCGGUCUCUUUGGCAGCAACAAACAACCAACCAAACACACUGAUAGCAAGAUGAGUGUCGUUCCAAGAUCCCUGCUCCUUUUGCUGCUCCUUCUUCCAGUCCGAUGCGUCCUGGGAGGUGCCAAGGCUACCCUGGCAACCCCGAUUGUGGGCAUGUCCAACGCCACCGCCAACAAACACCGUCAGAGAAUCUGCGAUCGAUACUUGCAAGUGGAAUAUGGUGAAGCUGGAUGGCGAGAUGCUCUUUCUGGCUUGGAAUUGAAUGCCAUCUUUAGCGUCAGCAAGUUUUUUCAUUACGACGACGAGAAUGGCAUCAACGAGACGGAUCCGGGAAUUGUGGUAAAGAUUAUGGAUGAACUAGCUGAACGGGCCAACUUUACCUGGCGCAAUUCCUUUGCCGUGUCCUAUGGCCCAGGACCCUUUGCGAGUUGGACCGAAAUGUUGGAGCUAUACACCGAACUCUUUGAUAUCAGUGUGGACUACUUUGAUAAGAGCUCAGAUCGCUUGAAUCGAGGGAUAGCCUUUAUGGAUCAAUGGUUCGAUGGCAACAUGUUGCUCAUUGAAAAGGUGAAACCCCCAGAGGAUGACAGCAAUAAGAUCAACUACCUCAGUUUCUUGGCACCGUUUGAAGCCACUGUCUGGUGGGUCACCGCUGCGACGUGUAUCUUUUCGGGCCUGAUCUUUCAAUUGUUGGAGUUCUUGUACGAUGAACGAGAAGACCGAUCACUCUACCAAUGGUUCCUCGAUCAUCAGUACCUUUCGGCUAUCAACUUUACACAACAGUUUCUCUAUGAACCUGUCACUCCAGCGGGACGACUUUUUGGCUUUAGCAUGGCGUUCUGGGCCAUGGUGAUGGGGGCUACCUACACGGCAAAUCUGGCCUCCUUUUUUGUCGAUCAAAAGGGAGAACCCACCAAACUGGCGGACAUUGAUGAAGCCAUUCGGAAUCAAGUCAAAAUAUGUACUUGGAAAGGAACCAAUGCCGAUCUGUACAUUCGAAAACGAUACCCCCAGUCCAUUCCCCUGCUGGUACCCAAACGAGAAGAAAACGAAACGUACUUUGCCCUGCACACGGGAGAAUGCGGUGUCACUAUUGGUGCCAAAGCGACCUGGCUUGGCUAUGAGAAAGAUCAAUUGUACAAUCCUGACUGUGAUCUAGAGUGGGUGGGGCGGGUUGUGGAAGAAGUCAGUUCCUCCUUUGCCGUCAAGGCAGAUCCUGCCGUCCUCUGCACCAAUCUGAUUCGGGAUGUAUUGAACUAUCAUUUGGUGGAAAUGAAUUCCAAUAAUCGUACAUUGGAGAAAUUGUGGGAGAACUAUUAUGAAUCCAACGAGAACAAGAAUAACUGUGAUGAUAUUCCUGCCGAAGGUGAAGAAGAAGGUAGACGGCUGCUGCAAGAUGACACGACAAUAAUCAACACCAAUGACUAUGGAACUUUUUCGGUCUCUCGUCUACUCAAAGGAGGUGGUGGCGGGGGAGGAGGCUCUGCUGCAGCUGCUGGCGGUGGUUCUGAAGAAGCCUUAUCCAUUCGAGCCAUGGCUGGAACAUUUGUAUUACACGCCGGUUUUGCGGCGGCUGCCGUUCUGGUUGGAGUCAUUCAAUACUUUCGAAGGGGUGGGAAUCCAGGCAAGAACCUGGAUGGUGGCUCGGAUGCUUUUGACGACGACGAAGGCAGCUUGAUGACAGGAUCCGCCAACGGGCAUUACGGCAAGGUGGUCUCAGGGCCCUAUCCCAUUGGCGGAAAAGUUCUUGCGACAGGAUCGUGCCGAAAUGGAAACACCGAUGUGAUCUCCAAAGCAACCAUGAAGGAGCAGCUUCAAGCACUCCAUACAUCACAACAGCAGCUAGAAAGACAACAAGAAGCAAUGGCGCAGCAAAUGUCACAGGUGGUGCACAUAUUGACCAAAAUGGACGAUCAUUCUACGCGCAGCGAGAAGUCUGCUUUUGCCUCGUUCUUCGCGAGUGCCUGAACUGACAUUCCUCGCGAUCGCUCCUGGACUCUGCGGACUGGGGCUGGUUGAACUGGGACCAGGACAGCAGAGAUUCACAGCAGCGGAAAUGCAUGUUUUAGUAGAUCUAAUUUUUGCAACGCAUCUUUUAUAAUUGUUUUGGAUCAGCAUCGAGACUCGCUCGGACCUGCGUUUGUUUGAAACCUCUAAACUACAGAAUGCAAUCUGACAAGUCGCAACCUUGUUGCUGGGGGGCAGCUAUCUAGUGUGUCAAUCCGAAAGUUCAUUCCGCGCCACCGGGCACAAAUCGUGACCAGUGAAGAGUAGUAGCAGCCUGUCCUACCUGCACACG
Messenger RNA from Seminavis robusta, 2383 nucleotides. The record is from the annotation of a GenBank genome assembly. NCBI's taxonomy places the organism in Eukaryota, Bacillariophyta, Bacillariophyceae, Naviculales, Naviculaceae.